Sardina pilchardus (European sardine) is the source of this 3789-nucleotide messenger RNA. It is a transcript of the gene vwa7, whose product is annotated as von Willebrand factor A domain containing 7. The record is from RefSeq and is a predicted model, not a curated record. NCBI's taxonomy places the organism in Eukaryota, Metazoa, Chordata, Actinopteri, Clupeiformes, Clupeidae. The transcript is spliced from 18 exons. Bases 383 to 3340 code for a protein of 985 amino acids.
CACAGACAGACAGACAGACAGCGUCAGUGUCCCAGACUCAGGGUGCGCAGUCGGCAAGAGAGGAUGCAAAGGAUGUGGCGUGCUGAGCGUGUGUCUCGUGGAAGCUGAAGCGGAGCAUCUGAGGCCGAGUUGGUUUCCUUCGCAAAAAAACGCCUGCGCAACAUGAGGUUGUGUGUGUGCGUGCCUGUCAGUCUCACACACACUCAGACAUAGACUGUACGUGUAGGCUGAAGUGGAGCCUAUGUCCAAAGAGGACUGCUGCGCUGGCAAAUAAUGCUGAUCACUGGACUACUACUGGAACUUGACACCUUUAGGACUCAGCAUCAACCACCACCAAGAGUUUAAACAGUAUCAUUACUCUUUUGUGCACUGACAUUGGCAAAUGGUGUGGAGGGGUUGGGAGGCCAAACCAUGGAUUAGGCUGUGUGUCCUGGCUCUGCUGCUCGUGGCACUGCCAGGAUGCCAGUCCUUCCUGCCCAACUUCUGGUCCCGGGUGCUGACCCUGUCCUGGGACUCCUACACGCACCAGUACAUGACUGAGCAGGCCAUCCUCAAUGUUACCAUGGAGACGCUGAAGGGUUUGCCAGGACAACACCACUCAGGCAACCAGAGACAUGAAGGACUGGGCCGAGGCUUCUGGCGAGCCAUCGGGGAGGUGGUCCGCGCCAACGCAGGGAUGGACUUCCUCAGUGACACGUGCUCUGACCCCGUCUACCACUUCGACUCGGAGCGCGUGGAUGCUGCCACAGAGAUGCUGCGAAAGUUCUGGAACAAUAGUGUGCUGUUGGUGAAGACCCGGGAGUAUCAGGGGGCUCGCCAAAACCUGGGCCAGCUCUUCCACUCACUGCAGGAUUUCUACAGUCACAGUAACUGGGUAGAAAUGGGACAGAAGACAAUCUACCAGCAUCUGUUGGACCCCAAAGCUCCUGCAAUACCAACAGCAUCAGAGGAUGUUUAUACCUGUGAAGAAUGCCACUCACCCACCUGUAAAAAUAAUAUCCUCAAAGUGAUGCUUAAUCCAAAGUUCCCUCUCCUUACUACUGGCUACUUCAGUGACUAUCCCAUCAAGCCACCAGGCAAGUGUAGUCACGGCGGGAUUCUAGACAGCAGUCGUCACCAGGGGGCCCGGGGGGGCAUCAACAAGGACAGCACGUCGCCCUUCUUCUCCCCCCACCACUAUUUACACGCCGAGGCCGCCAAGCUCGCAACCAUGGCGACGCUGUUGGUCUUGCGUGAUCUUCGGGACACAGUGGGGCCCACAAGCUUCUUAAGACUGUUCAGUGUACAGCCACCAGUGCUGGUGUUUGUGAUUGACACCACUGGCAGCAUGUUUGAGGAGAUCUCCGCCGCCCGCCUGCGGGCAGACUCCAUCAUCCGGGCCCGAGCGCAGGAGACUCGCCACGCCCUGCCAGGGACCUUCCUGUUGGUGCCAUUCCAUGACCCGGGAGUGGGCCCCGUGUAUGAGACUGAUGACCCGGACCAGUUUCUGCGCAACCUCAGGGAGCUUGUUGCACUGGGCGGAGGUGAUGAGCCUGAGAUGUGUUUCACAGCCAUCCAGUUGGCGCUAACAAAGAGCCCACCCUUGUCUGAAAUCUUUGUCUUCACUGACGCCUCUGCCAAGGACCAGCACCUUUACGACUCUGUGAAGGCUUUGACACUGGAGAAACAGAGCAAGGUGACAUUCCUGUUGACGGAGGACACCAAAAGAGCCAUGAGGAGGAAGAGGGAAACUUUAUCUCCCGACCGCUUCUCUCUCUACACCUCCCUGGCCUCAGUGUCUGGUGGAAUGACCAUCUUCACCUCUGAUAAAGACAUUGAGAAGGUCUCUACCAUCGUUCAGGAUACCAUAGCCACAGCCAGCAAGGUGACUCUGCUGCAUGCUGAGAGCCACGUGGACUCGGCCUGCUCCCACACUUUCCUGGUGGACAGGAGCAUGAGCAACAUCACGCUACACCUGGCUGGAGCUCUGACCGACUGCACACUCCACAGCCCUCAUGGUCACAGUCAGCCCCUGCUGGGGCCCCCGGGCCCCCUGGCGGAGCUCCAGCGUCUGCAGGGCCUGUACCGGGUGACACUGUUGCCCCCCAUCCAGCACGGGCAGUGGAACAUCACAGCCAAGGCUCAUGGAAAUGUCACUUUCAGCGUCAUCGGUGACAGCAGCUUGGACUUCCUCUAUUACCUUGCCACAGAGGCAAAUGAAACCCAUCCUGGACUGUCUCGAGUGGAAGGCAGCCCAGUAGCUGGUUUACCGGUGUUCUUGGUGCUGACCGUCACGGGCCUGUCCCCGACUCAUAGGCCCUCCUUCAGUCAUGUGACGCUGAUAGGUGCUGGGGGCAAGGGCCUGCAGAACGUGACGCUGAACUCCACGUCGUCCUCGUGGUCAUCGGAGCAGGAGCUGGUGGGCAGGAUAGAGGCCGUGCCACACACCCCCUUCUGUGUGCACCUGUUUGGCCGAGACGCUCACGGCAGCACGGUAGAGAGGGUCUCCUCAGAGAUGAUCCAGCCCACUCAUGUGCAGAUACAGGUCCUGUCCUCCUCUCGCCUGGUUCCUGGUCACAACACCAGUGUGGCAUUUGAGGUGUGGAACCAAGGCCCCGCCCGCAGUUUCUCCUUGUCUGCGGUGGACGACCAUGGCUACCUCUCACCCACAGGACCCUAUAGCUUCCACAUCAGUGAGAGGAGCUCCUUUAGCAGGGAGGUGGUGCUGAGAACCCCCAGGAAAGCUGCAGCGGGAGAGGCAGUCACCUUGACCCUGAUGGUGCGCGCACGGGACUCCGCAGACUCAAACUACGCCGUGCUCCACCUGACUGUUAUCCCACAGGACAACGACACUUGGCCUCCCUCCUGCUCAGCGAUGAUUGUGCACACGUACUGUCCAGAGCAGUGCUCCCUAGGCAACUGGAGCGUCUCUCUAGCUGUGAAGGACCGCGGCCACUCCGGCCUGGCUGCGGUCCAGCUCUCCCAGGGCGAGGGCACACUGCGGGUCCUCCACCACGGCGGCAGCAGCAAGGGCCAGCAUGGACGCCUGCCAGGGGAGUCUCGGGAGGAGGGUCACGUCUCACAGAGAGACCACAUGAUGGCGGGGGAGCCUCGUCUGAGCGUGACAUCCUGGGUCGGGGGGAGGCCCGUACGCCUAGGCUACGUGUCCACCUGCUGUGCCCCGACGGCAGAGUUGGUGGUGUGGGACAGGGCGGGAAAUAGCCGGAGCUGCCACCUGGCUGCCCGCCAGCAGAGCGCCAGCCCGGUAGAGACGAACAGGGCAGCGCGCCAGACAGGUCACCCAAACCAGGGCCUGGGUCUGGGUCUGCUUCUGAUCAGUCUGCUGGUAAUCAAUGUGUAAUCGCCCUGAAUAGGGCUAAUACCUCCACUAGCUUAAAUGCUAGUCAGAGGUGACUUUGCUGAUGAAGGAUGUAGUUGUUUUAGACUACUGGCUCCAAGGCUGCUCUGAUCCCCCUUUUGAGUCUUCACUGAAGCCGUAAUUAUGGCCCCAUUUGGGGGUUUGAGAACAGCAUUUGAGGUAAUGUUAGAUUCUUUUUUCUCUGUGAUGUAGUGAGUGUUUCUCAUGAACUAGGCCUACUGUAUAAGACAUUUCCCCCAAAUAAAUGAGUAGCAUUUGAGUGAAUGUUACAGGUGGACUUUGGGCAUGUAUAGGAGAAAAAAAUAAUAAUGCACUGAUUUAAAGGAGAAUAAAAGAAAAUCAGACUCAGGGAAGUUUGUGAUGUUUGGUUACAAUGUCACCGUGCUUAUUUUUUAUGAUUUCAUUUUCCAAAUAAACAAUUACUAAAACUA